GCUCAUCGGUUGAGCUGUUUGUGUACUCCAUCCAGGACGCUUCGUUUAUUAUACGUUCUAUUUAAUCUAUAUUUUCACGUUAAAUUGUCUAUUAUAUAGAAUUGUGAAUAAGGAAUAAAGUGGGGAAUGUUUGCUUCUGAAAAAGUUUUUGAAGUUACCCCUGGAGAGCAAAUAACACCGGUUAAAAUACGUCAAUCAGGAAACGAUAUACACAUGGAAGAAGAGAACGACCAUUUCGUGGAGGAACUAUUAAACUGUCAAACUCCAAAAAAACUCCCCUUACUAAGGACUCCUAGUCUCAAACCGAAGCCUAAAGAGUUUUUUAGUUUACGAAGGUUGGAUAUCACCUCAAAGGCGAGACGAAGAUUAAGCUAUCACUCUACGACGACAGAAAAGGAUCUAGAAGAAAAAGCGCGCGAUGCAUUCGCCAAUUUGGAUGUCUCUGAUAAUUAUAAAAUCAUUGAUGAUACCGUUUGGCCAGUUGAACGCCAACAAAAACGUAGAAGAAAUCGUUUGAAGCGGUUAACGAAAGAUUUUGGAUCAACGUCCACCAUACCACCAUAUUCUUCCAGCCGAACGAAUCCUUCUAUCAGAAGAAGUCGUAAUAACGAAUCAACCGAUAUAAACGAUUACGACGCCGAUAUAGAAAGUGUAGAAUUUACAGAAUCGGCUAUUCCAAUCAAACGAAAUCCAUCUAAAUUAGACGAGUACCGAGUAUCUAGAAGCGUACCAGAAUUUUGGCAAGUCGAAUUAGAUUAA
This is a messenger RNA of Dimorphilus gyrociliatus, 759 nucleotides long. Lineage: Eukaryota; Metazoa; Annelida; Polychaeta; Dinophilidae. The record is from the annotation of a GenBank genome assembly.